AUGUUGAGGCAAUUUGCCGCGGCGGUAAAACUGCCCUCACGAGCGGUCUACCAGGUCCCCCACGCUUGUUUAUCCGUCUCACAAGUUCGAUAUGCCUCUCAGGCUGCAGUAGACGAUCCAGAGAUGAACAACAACUAUUACAACCCGCCAGGUCAGAAACGCCAAUUCCGCGACCCAUACGGCGACUGGUGGGAUAAGCAGGACCGAAGAAACUUUGGAGAGCCUGUUCAUGAAGACAACGAUAUUCUGACUAUACUUUCCACGGAAACAUAUACGCAUUUUAAACCAGGGAAAGGUUUAUUCUUGUUGGGAUGCGCCGCUGGUUCCGUUCUCCUCUUCAGCGGAAUUAUCAGCCUUUGCUACUCCGACAAACCCAGUGCCCCUCGCACAUUCCCGGAUGGGCUGGAAAGGGAGCUUGGAGGGCCUAGCACUGUCCGGGCUCGGAGACCGGAAGAGGACAAGUGGUGA
Molecule: messenger RNA, 468 nt
Organism: Paracoccidioides brasiliensis Pb18
Exons: 3
Coding region: 1-468 (155 amino acids)
Cellular component (GO): mitochondrion
Source: RefSeq, a predicted model, not a curated record